Messenger RNA from Pygoscelis adeliae (Adelie penguin), 4049 nucleotides. RefSeq names its product PTPRF interacting protein, binding protein 2 (liprin beta 2) (gene PPFIBP2). Gene Ontology annotation, cellular component: presynaptic active zone. The transcript has 29 exons. Gene Ontology annotation, molecular function: protein binding. The coding region runs from base 104 to 3112 and encodes 1002 amino acids. Gene Ontology annotation, biological process: neuromuscular junction development. The record is from RefSeq and is a predicted model, not a curated record. Lineage: Eukaryota; Metazoa; Chordata; Aves; Sphenisciformes; Spheniscidae.
AAUACUUUGCCCUUGCUGUGACAGUUAAGGACUCCAUACUGUUGAGAAGACUUUUAAAUAGACGCGGCUCCUUAGAAAGAGUAAACGUCUGAAGAAAUCAUAGAUGAUGGCUUCUGAUGCUAGUCAUAUGCUGGAGGCAGCUUUGGAGCAGAUGGAUGACAUCAUUGCAGGUACAAAGUCAGCGACAGAGUAUGCUAAUGGUGGUUAUGAUAUUGUAUCGCCUGCUCCAUCAGUAUACUUGGGCACAUUUCAAAUUUUGCAUCUCCUGGAAGAUCUAAAGAUGGCAUUGGAAAUGCUAGAGGAUCCUCAAGAGAAAGAAGCGUUGCGAAAUCAAAUUCCGGGGGCCACAGCAGUGUGUAUACGGGAGUGGUUUGAAGAGAAUCUGUCACAGGUGAAUCAUCAUUCAUCUAAUAAUGAAACCUAUCAAGAAAGAUUGGCACGUUUAGAAGGUGAUAAAGAGUCGCUCAUACUGCAGGUGAGCGUUCUUACAGACCAGGUGGAAGCUCAAGGAGAGAAAAUCCGGGACUUAGAAAUCUGUCUUGAGGGGCAUCAGUUGAAACUGAAUGCUACAGAGGAAAUGCUUCAACAGAAAGACUUCUGUUAUCUUCCUGAGGAGUUGCUAAGUCGAACAUCACUAGAGACUGAGAAAUUAGAUCUGAUGGCUGAAGUUUCAGACCUGAAGAUUAAGCUGGUUGGUAUGGAAAAGGAACAGAGUGAAUACGAAGAGAAACAGAACAAAGCUGAGUCAGUAGUGAACCUGAUCAGUGAGCUACAGGAGCAGAUGUGUAGACUGCAGCUGGAAAUUAAUAGUAGAAUCCAAGAAAGAAAGUCUCAAGAUAGGAAACCAGACUUGACACCUAAUGGUCCUCAAUCUAGUCCAAGAUCAGUGGUAGAGACUCUCAGCCAGAAGAAUUGCUCUCGGUGUGAUGGUUUGCUACAGGAACUUAGACACCUCAAAAUUAAAGUGGAAGAACUGGAAAAUGAAAGAAAUCAAUACGAGUGGAAAUUAAAAGCAACUAAAGCUGAGAUAGCCCAGCUUCAAGAGCAAUUAGCUCUCAAAGAUGCAGAAAUAGAACGGUUACAAAGUCAGCUAUCUAGGACCUCAUCACAUAGUGAAGUGGCAGAAAGAGAUCAAGAAGUUCAACGGUUGAAGAUAGGAAUGGAAUCGUUAUUGGCUGCAAAUGAAGAAAAGGACCGUCGAAUAGAGGAGUUAACACUAUUGCUAAGCCAGUACAGGAGGGUCAAAGAGAUAAUGAUUGCAGCUCACGGCUCUUCCGUCUCUGGUGGCAGUGAAGAGGAACUUGAGACAACUUUAAGAAAGUGGAAUCUUUUGCAUAAUCCUCAAGGAGAAUUAUUUAAAACACAGGUCUCUUCAGGAGAAUUGUCACCAGCUAUGCUCUCUCCAGUGCCACACAAAGCUAUGGAAAUCAGUGGAAGCAUUCCAGUAUCUUCAAGUAAUUUAACCUCUCCACAAGAAGAAUCUUUGGAAAUCGUAAAUAGGGUUCCACAGAAAAAAAAGUCAAGUAGUUUAGAAGACUUGCAGAGUGAAUCCCUAGAAAAGAGUAAGCCACUUGUGAAAGGCAGCAAGUAUCAAACCUUGCCAGGAAAGCUGCCUCGACCCUUACAGAACGGAGAGCAGGGAACAUAUAAUUUGCCAGAUGGGUGUGGCACGAACGACAAUGAGGACAACAGCAUCCUGGGCCUAAAUCGCAUCAGGAGUGUCAGUGCGCCAGUGCUAGGAGAAACGGAGAAUGUGGAUGGUACCGUAGUCUCAGAUGACCUUUCACCUCUUUCUUCGGGAACAGAUUCAGGUCCACAAUCUCCAUUGUCUCCAGAAAACAGAAAGAGUCCAAAAGGGAUCAAGAAAAUCUGGGGAAAAAUAAGAAGAACUCAGUCAGGUAACUUCCCUGCAGACGACCUGGGUUUGGCAGAGUUUCGAAGAGGUGGUCUCCGUGCAACAGCUGGACCUCGGUUAUCCAGAUCAAAGGAAACCAAAGGCCAGAAAAGUGACUACAAUGCGCCGUUUGCUCAGUGGAGCACUGAAAGAGUUUGUAACUGGCUUGAGGACUUUGGUCUUGGUCAGUACGUCAUUUUUGCACGGCAAUGGGUGACUUCAGGCCAUACGCUGUUAACUGCGACACCUCAGGACAUGGAAAAGGAAAUGGGAAUAAAGCAUCCGCUGCACAGGAAGAAACUAGUUUUGGCCAUUAAAUCAAUAAAUGCAAAACAAGAUGAGAAGUCUGCACAACUCGAUCAUAUCUGGGUGACACGAUGGCUUGAUGAUAUUGGUUUACCUCAGUACAAAGACCAGUUUCAUGAAUCCAGAGUUGAUGGGAGAAUGUUGCAGUACUUAACUGUGAAUGACCUUCUUUUUCUGAAAGUCACCAGUCAGCUGCAUCAUCUGAGUAUUAAAUGUGCCAUUCAUGUGCUGCAUGUCAACAGUUUUAACCCCCACUGUCUACGCAGGAGACCAGUUGAGGAGAAUAACGUUUCACCUUCUGAAGUAGUUCAGUGGUCCAAUCACAGAGUGAUGGAAUGGCUCAGAUCAGUCGAUCUGGCAGAAUAUGCACCAAACCUUCGAGGAAGCGGAGUGCAUGGUGGCCUGAUUAUUCUCGAGCCUCGCUUCAACGGUGACACACUGGCAAUGCUGCUGAAUAUUCCACCUCAAAAGACCCUACUGCGACGCCACCUAACAACCAAUUUUAACGUAUUAAUAGGACCAGAGGCACAGCAAGAAAAAAGAGAAAUAACGGAGUCAACAGCAUACACACCUCUGACCACCACUGCCAAAGUUCGGCCAAAGAAACUUGGAUUUUCACAUUUUGGAAACUUAAGAAAAAAGAAAUUUGAUGAAUCAACAGACUACAUUUGUCCUAUAGAUACAAACCCAGCUGCUACGAACGGUACUCAGAAAAACUAUGGUGGAUACAAAGGACUUAGUCCAUUCACUGAUAGGGAACUGGACCAGAUGGAACAUUCAGAAGGAACAGUAAUGCAAAUAGGGGCUCUUUCUCAAGGCAUAAGCCAUCUUACGACGAUGUUAAGCCAAGAUGAAAUGCUGAAUGACAGCCGAUUUUUAACACCUACCUUUGAAGACGAUGUUUCAACAUGACAAAGAACACUAAUACCUCAUGCCUGUCCAGAGGGCUGGCCAGGAGAAGCUUGAUGCUGUGGUGCAGAAAAGCUUCACCUCUUUUCUGCCAACGAGACUUAUCACGUAGCAUUUAAUAUUGUCAAAGUAGCAAUGCAUUACGGGUAACUCUCCUCCACGCCGUUUUCUGUAUUUCGUAAUGUGAAAUAGGUGUCGAGAGAGGUGGUACUCACAUCCAGAGUCUGGAAAGCCAAGACUGGCAAUACAUUUUACCCUUUUAUUCAGUCAUCUUUUACGUGGUAUGUUUAUGUACUGUUAUAUGAAAGAUCUUUUGUAAUUUUUUAUUUUUGUAAUUAAGUUGUAAUGCAGGAAUCAUUAAUACUCUAUUGUACCAUGUGUACUAAUCAGAGCCACCUAGAAAUUCAGAUGGAUGCUGCUGAGUGCAGCAGUAAUGGCUCACUAACUACUACUGCAGUCUUGCCAGAGACUGUUUCCCAUAAAAGGAUUUUAAUCUCUCAUCCCUUUCAUUAGCACAUGUCCUGCCCUCUUUUUAUCUUAAGUGCAGCGUAGAAUGGGAAGAAAGGACCAUAAUACUAUCCAUCAAGCCCUUGGUUUUAUCAGGAGGAUGCCAAUCAAGAUGGCAUGUUCACAAAUCUUUGCCUAACUCAAAAGAUGAACAACUACAGCAGGAAAUGUAACUUUGAGACUACCAGAAAAACUGAUGGACUCAAAAGCUGGUGCUUCAUUUAAAGUGAUUUUUUUUUUAUCGUGUGAUUUUUACACGUGCACUAAGAUGUUCACGAUCAAGAAGCAAUCACAACACUUACUUAACUAAUGUAAAAUGUAGCUUUAAGAAUGGUGUUCCCUGCGCUCUGUAGGGUAAGCGCAACAGAAUUUCCAGCAUGAUCCAUUGUUUGGUUUUAAAUGGGAGUUCUUUAACUAGAACUAUUGAAUGGGC